UAAAUGAAAUGAACAGUCAGAUUAAAGCCCCAUGUUGCCCGUUUAUCAGUUCCACAUUCAGAGAUUUCCAGGAAGAACGGGACUACCUUGUCAAACAUAUAUUCCCUGAAUUACAACAGAUUUGCAAAGACAAAUGUACAUAUUUUGCACCAAUAGAUUUACGAUGGGGUAUUAAUAAAAAUCAGUCACAAGAGGGCAGGGUGAUAUCUCUCUGCCUGGACUAUAUUCAUGAUGGUGCUCCUUAUUUUAUUUGUUUAUUGGGGGACAGAUACGGAUAUCACUAUGAUGAAGAGAGUUGCGAUCCAGCCAGUAAAGAAUGGUUCAAUAAAAAUCUCUUCGUUGCAUCCAAAGAGGGUCACCCCUGGGUAACUGAGCACAAAGAUAAGAGCAUAACAGAGAUGGAGAUAAUCGCCGCUCUCAAGUACGCCAAUUGUACGCGAGCUUUUUUCUACUUCCGAGACACUAACUACAUCAACAAGAAGUUCCCUGAUGGCCCCACUGAGGAACAACGACGGAUUUACGGCACAGAAAAUGAGAAAUGUGCCCGAAAACUGAAACACUUGAAAGACCAGAUAACCGCGUCAGAGCGGGUCGCCAACUUUGCAUCCCCAAAAGAGUUGGGAGAUCUUAUCUUACAAGACAUGAAGGCAGCUAUCGAGGAGGAUUAUCGAGACAGCGACGUGAUGGUGCACCUGCCUCAUCUACCACAAGCCCUGACCGAGCGAAUACACAACCUCAAACCUGAGAAGAGAGAGAUGAUUUUAGCGCACCAUCUGUUCGAAGCCAGGAACGGAGAUACAAGUCGGUUAGCUAACUUUGGGUCCGAUCUGAUCGUGGGUUUAAAUCAGCACGCUGCGUCCAUUGGUCAACCUAAACAUAAGCCUAUAAUGCUGAUAAGUGGUGAACAAGGGUGCGGCAAGUCGACCCUCCUGUCCAGAUGGGCUCUGCAGUACGGCAACAAUUCGGAUAUUCCUCUGAUAACACACUACAUCGGAUGCAGCAACUACAGUCGUGAUCUUUCUCAUAUGCUGGAGAACGUGCUACAAAUUCUAGGCGUGGAUAUUGAUGAGAGCGGUGGAGAAGAUCAGCUGAUGACCGAAUGUACCAGGAAACAGUGGAGCUCGCUUCAGGACAACAUCGAGCUGUUUAACCGGGUAGUACAGGCCAAGGAACAGAAGUUCGUCCUGGCUAUAGACUGUCUGGAGAGCCUGUCAGCUGACAGUGACCACGCCCACGUGUUGGAGGACUUCACGUGGUUACCAAACAACAUUCCAGACACGUGCAGAAUCAUCAUCACGUGUACAACUAACUCGCCGCAGUAUCAGAACUUUACUGAGAACUACAACAGUAAGGGAGAAAAUAACCAUGUCGAGUAUCACAUGGGCGGAAUAUCAGACGUGGAACAGAGGAAAAUAGUGGUACAGAAACACCUGGAAACAUAUUGCAAACAUCUGGAUCCUCAACAGCUCAAUACCAUUUGUAACACCAGUCUCAGUCACAACCCUAUGUAUCUGGUCGCUGUGGCAAACGAACUCAGGGUAUUCGGUAUCUACGAAAAGGUAGAUGCUCAGAUAGAAUCCAUUGUGGAGGCUCCAACGCAAGAAACUCUGUGGUACAACAUCUUCAUCAGAUGGUGCAGGGACUAUGGUUGGGCUGACAACGUAAACAACAACUGGGUCCAGGAUGCGCUCUGUUUCAUCGCCAUGAGUAGACGAGGGUUGACGGAGCAGGAAAUUCUGGGUGCUUUACAGAUGAGUGGGUACAGGGAUACAACUGAAGUGAAGACUGCCGACUGGGCUUCAUUUUACAGAGCUGCUCAAGAUUCUCUUAUCAAGGAGCACACCGGAAUAUUUUCACUUGCUCACGGUUGUGUUCAAAAAGCGGUGCUAUGCUCCGUAAUGGGCGGAACCCCCGAGGUUAAACUGGACGAAAUCAACCAAAAAUACUCCAACCACAAACUGAAACGGAUGCCAAGCUUCUUCCGGAAAACCCACAAUUGUUAUCACACGAAACUUGCCAACUACUUCCAAACUCAGCCCAUCAAUUGGAGGACUUUAGAAGAGUUACCCUGGCACUGGUCUCAGGCCCUUCGAUGGAAGAAACUGCACAAAAUAGUGAGAACACCAGAAUAUUUUGAGUUGUUCCGCUCAAGUUCCGAGAUCAACCAGUUCAACACAUUUAAUAUAGAUCUGUUUCGGUACUGGGAUGAAAUGAAGCAACAUGCCCCUAAUCUAGACGGUCCUGCCGAGACGUAUAACAGGAUGAUGCAACAUGAACUGACUCAGUCGCUCAGUGACGUCACAUUCAUGAACGAUCAAAACGAGACGGCAGAAGAAGACAAUGAAGAACAAAUGAAGACACUCGUUGAAAGAGCCACCAAUCACGUAGCUGCUGAAGAGUCGAUAAGGUUGUCCAAAUGGGCGUGGCUGGCUGGUCAGUUUCUGGGAGAGAUCUGUGAUUACGAACCUGGAACCAAAUUACUCCAAUAUGCCAAACUGCUAUGUCCAUCUAAAAAAUCCGACCUGCUGUACCAAAUAAACUACUCCCUCGGUAAAGUUUACUACUACAAAAUCGACUGGGAAAACGCACGGAGGAGUUUCCUGGAGGCCCGGAAAGAGCUGAAAAAAUGCAGGAAGGACGGAAAUGAGCAGUUGGAGGAGGAAUGCGCUCUCCUCAACAACACUGUGUCUUGUAUGUUGAUCAUGAAACGUCUUGAUGAAGCUGAACGGUUGCUGAAAGAGACUGGAGACAAAUACCAGCUACUCAACAGAUACGAACAAUCUCCCGGAUAUUUCAUGUACAGAUUCAACAAAUCAAGGUUGAUAGCAAAACGAGCCACCAAGAUGACGGACCAGAAGAAACAGGAGGAGAGAUCGACGCUAUUUCGAGAGGCUUUAGCGAUAUUCGACGAGACGUUACAAUUCAGGAUGAAACACUACGGGUGGAGGCACCCGUUAGUUGCUCUUAACUGGCAAGAACAGGGUUUCCUCUACCACUCUUGGGGAGACCGUAUCGAAGGAGAGAAAUGCUUCAAAAAAGCUCUGGAAAUCUACGAGGAAGUUCUGAGUCAGGAUCACGUGCUAAUUGCAACCUGUAAAUAUCAUCUGGGUAUGAUCUAUCAGGAGAUGAGAAAAUGGCACCAAGCCCUCCAAUGUUUCCAGAUCGCCUUAAGGAUAAGACAGAGCAAAUUCACCCAUGCUAGAAGAUGGACAGACAUCUCACGGAGGAUCGUUAUUUGUAACAAAAAAAUUGAUGAACUGAAUGACCCCAGGUCUAGUUCCGCUCCUCCACCUAGAAUAAACCCUCCCUCCACGGGGACCACCACCACUACAACCACCAACAGUUACCAUAGCAACACCCGCUCCAGCCACCUUGACAACGGUGAAACCACCGCAACCACUAGGGAGACGAGCAAUUCGAGGACAACCACAAGCUCCACAACAACAACCACAACCGUACAGCAUAGACCGUAUGAUAGAAUUGAAAUAAGCUCACAGUUUCAGAGGUUGUCUCUUCAUCUGGAGAUGUCCACGACCAUUUAGUAGUAAAACAGAAAAUUUAUUCAUUAAGUUAUUGGUAUGUUUAUAUUAUAAAAUAUGCACUUUAGUUGGCAGAUCUUUGUCUGGCAAAAUUGAUUUGAUGAUGAUGAACGGAGCUUUUUUUUCAUAGGUUUGGAAUCUUGAUUUUUCAUUAAAUUUGAGAUGUGAGGGUUUUCUUAUGACGGAGAGAUUUUGAAGCAGUAUGAACUUUAUGAUAUGAAUCCUGCUUCCAUACGUCCCAUAUGUCUACUUCAAUUACUGAAAGGUUUUUAGUGUUUUGAUGGGUAUGCCUCUCCAUUCUCUUCAUUUUUUCCAGGGUUGAAAUAUUUUAAUCCGUUCUUUUGAAACAACUUUCGAUUUUUCUACUACGCCAUAAUAUAAUUGUUAUUCAUAUUGAAGGGGUUGUCAACAUAUUUUGUUUUUAUCUGUAAUAACAAGCUUUGAGAGUUUUAAAAGAGAUAGUCAUAAGGAAAUUAUUUUUAUUUGAUAACUUUAUUUAUAAUUACACAGUGAGUGCCGUGAAGUGCAUUUUUUGCAUUUUUGCGCUUCAGCAUGGGUUAUAAUACCUGUCUUUUUUACUUGAUAAGUUGAUGCUGAUAGUGAUACUGAUGCAGCCUGUCAGGCUUUCAGAAUCAAAAUUGUAAAUUCUACGAAGAUCGGCCAGAUUUAAUUUGUUUCAGAAAAAAUGUUUGGCGAAAUAUUUUAAUCGUGAGGUUGUGGAACGCACGAAUCCGUCGAUUUUAUGCUUUUUUCAAAUACUGGUCAAUCAUUGUACAUAAUUUUUAAUCCAUUUUUAUCUCAGUAUUAUUAAAUGUACCAAUCUAAGUAAGUGAACUCUAAAAUGAUUUCUGUACGCUAACGAAUUUAAGUUCUUAUUGGUGUACUUGUAUUCAAAAAGUUACUGAUUAAAAUUCAAUUAGAAUUAAUAACGGAUCAUAUGUGCGACAGCUAUUAGAAAAGUAAAGAUACUAACAGUAUUGGUACUCUUCUACUGGUUACUAUUACCGUCUGAUAUCGCCGAUAUUGUGUUACAUCUAUUAUAAAUACAGACCAAGAGUUUGUCAAUCUAAUUAUUUGUUCCUCCUUUGGUUUAAAAGCUACCAUUUUCAUACCUAGCAUACAAAAAUGUAGUUCACAACAACAUUCGUUGCAUAUCAUAAACCGGUAAUAGUCAUAUCAGCAGUGGCAACAUUUUGGGGUCAUCUUAAAGUUUCGUACGAUUAGAGAUAUUACUAUUAGCGAUUAGUUUUACUCGAUUUUUCUUAAGGGUUAUUAUAUAUCACUGAAUUUGAUCUCAAUUUCAUCGACAGUGAUAACCAUUUUGAGCCAAAUAGUGAUUAGUAUUGGGUUACUGAUCCUUGAUUUUAUCUUAUCAAUUGGUGAAUGUACUCAAACUGGAACUGUUCUAUUUAUUGCAAGUUGACCUGCUUUAUUCAUAAUAUCUUUUGGCCCAAAAUGAGGUUUGAGGUUUUCAUCUCUAUUUGCCAAAAUGGUUUAAACUUGAAAGAUUGAUACAAUUAUGUUUAUUGAUUCAGAUGUAUCAUACAAUAUUUCCAUG
Messenger RNA from Bolinopsis microptera, 5097 nucleotides. RefSeq names its product tetratricopeptide repeat protein 41-like. The coding region runs from base 9 to 3542 and encodes 1177 amino acids. The transcript is spliced from 25 exons. Gene Ontology annotation, cellular component: Cul4-RING E3 ubiquitin ligase complex. Gene Ontology annotation, molecular function: ATP hydrolysis activity; protein binding. NCBI's taxonomy places the organism in Eukaryota, Metazoa, Ctenophora, Tentaculata, Lobata, Bolinopsidae. The record is from RefSeq and is a predicted model, not a curated record.